Messenger RNA from Aspergillus mulundensis, 570 nucleotides. RefSeq lists its product as uncharacterized. Lineage: Eukaryota; Fungi; Ascomycota; Eurotiomycetes; Eurotiales; Aspergillaceae. The record is from RefSeq and is a predicted model, not a curated record. Bases 1 to 570 code for a protein of 189 amino acids. The transcript has 2 exons.
AUGGAGCCGUCCCUUGAUAGUGAAGGCUUGCCAGAUGCUCUUCCCGGGACCAUGUCCGACACCUGGCCCGGAGAGUCUUCCAUUACAACAACGAGUUUAGCACCCCUUGAGAGCUCGCCGCAAGCACGUUUCACGGCCGAGUACCAUGCCUUUCUCAAUGGAUUUUAUCCUACUCCAGUUCCAAAUUCCUCGAUGAUCGAUCCUAUUCCUCUCGCCCUUGGGACUAUGCCCGUGUCGAACUAUAAUUUGUCGGGCGCUAACCCCGACAUGGUUAGUCUGUCAUCCGGCACCCGAUCUUCCGUCGCUGUGGUGGAUCUUCCGAUGCCGAACCCACAGAUUUCCUCCGCCGUCUCCAACCCCGGACUCUCCCAGUCUGCUGUUAACAACAACGGGAUUUUCCCAUGGCAUUGGGAUCCUGCCGUCGUCAGUGCUAGUGCCAAUACCAGUGCCCAUAAUCAUCUUGGCAGAGUCCAACCCACAAUACGUCUCCGCGUAUCCUUCGCUGCGAAUGGAAAGACUGUCGCCACCGUAACAUUUUCCGACGCGAGGGCGAUCUACUGCGCCACGUGA